Myxocyprinus asiaticus (Chinese sucker) is the source of this 3593-nucleotide messenger RNA. Its product is annotated as hepatocyte nuclear factor 1-beta-A. Bases 116 to 1846 code for a protein of 576 amino acids. Gene Ontology annotation, cellular component: nucleus. Gene Ontology annotation, biological process: positive regulation of DNA-templated transcription; insulin secretion; regulation of transcription by RNA polymerase II. Gene Ontology annotation, molecular function: RNA polymerase II cis-regulatory region sequence-specific DNA binding; DNA-binding transcription factor activity, RNA polymerase II-specific. The record is from RefSeq and is a predicted model, not a curated record. The transcript is spliced from 10 exons. Lineage: Eukaryota; Metazoa; Chordata; Actinopteri; Cypriniformes; Catostomidae.
CAGGGAAGUGGCCUAACUUCUCGUAGCAGGUGUCUUCAGAGGAACUCAUUGGAGGCGUGAGGAGGGGGAAUCUGACAUGCCGUAUUUCCCUCUUUUCCUCCUUGCGUGCAUUUAAAUGUUUGCAAAAAUGGUUUCUAAGUUGACAUCUUUGCAACAGGAGCUUUUAAGCGCCUUAUUGGACUCCGGAGUUACUAAAGACGUGCUUCUUCAAGCUUUGGAGGACCUGGACCCAAGCCCGAGCGGUUUUGGAGCUAAACUAGAUAGUCUGCAGAUGUCACCGUCCAGUUGCAAACUGAAUGGGAGUGAUACGGAUUCAAAGCCGGUUUUUCAUACGCUGACCAAUGGACACAGUAAAGGAAAGUUAUCAGGGGAUGAGGGCUCGGAGGACGGGGAUGAUUACGAUACACCACAGAUAUUAAAAGAGCUGCAGUCUCAAAACACAGAGGAGGCAGCAGAACAGAGGGCAGAAAUCGACCGCAUGUUGGCCGAGGACCCGUGGCGCGCGGCCCGCAUGAUCAAAGGUUACAUGCAGCAGCACAAUAUUCCGCAGCGCGAGGUGGUGGAUGUGACGGGCCUCAAUCAGUCCCACCUGUCGCAGCACCUGAAUAAAGGCACGCCGAUGAAAACGCAGAAACGCGCGGCGCUCUACACCUGGUAUGUGAGGAAACAGCGCGAGAUUUUGCUACAAUUUAACCAGACCAACCAAGGCUCUGGUAGCAACAUGUUGGACAAAGGCAAUCAGGAUCAAGUGCUACUUUUUUUCUCAGAGUUUAGUCAAUCUGGACAGGGUAUGGUGCAGCCAGGGGAUGAUGCUGGCAUUGAACCUGCUUGCAAGAAGCUUAGACGCAACCGCUUCAAAUGGGGACCUGCUUCCCAACAGAUCCUCUACCAGGCUUAUGAAAGGCAGAAGAACCCCAGUAAAGAGGAGAGGGAGGCACUGGUGGAGGACUGUAACCGGGCUGAGUGCCUACAGAGAGGAGUAUCACCAUCUAAAUCUCAUGGGCUUGGCUCCAAUCUGGUCACAGAGGUGCGAGUCUACAACUGGUUUGCAAAUAGGCGGAAGGAAGAGGCCUUUAGACAGAAGUUGGCUAUGGAUGCCUACAGUGGACCAACUCACAGCAUUAACCCCCUCCUAUCUCACAGCUCUCCACAUCACCCACAGACCAGCAGCUCCCCACCAAGCAAGAUGCAAGGUGUCAGGUACAGCCAACAGGGUCCCGGCGAAGUCAGUUCCUCCACAGCUAUCAAUCACCAUAGCAGCAAUGCCAUGGCGACCAGCCAGUCAGUGUUACAGCAGGCCUCUCCGGGGACCCUGGACCCCAGCCACAGCCUCCUGUCACCUGAUGCCAAGAUGAUCUCGGUAUCAGGUGGAGGCCUUCCUCCUGUCAGCACACUGACCAGCAUUCACGCAUCCCACCACGCACCCCAGCAUACCCCCAAUCUCAUAAUGCCCCUCUCUGGAGUCAUGGCCAUCGCACAGAGUUUGAACUCAUCACAGGCACAGACAGUACCCGUCAUUAACAGCGUUGCAAGCAGUCUGGCAGCGUUGCAGCCUGUACAGUUCUCGCAGCAGCUGAACAGUCCUCAUCAGCAGCUUAUGCAACAGUCGCCUGGCCACAUGAGCCAGCAGCCCUUUAUGGCCUCCGUCUCACACUCACACAUGUAUUCACACAAGCAGGAGCCUCCCCAGUAUUCUCACCCUUCUCGUUUCCCCCCCACCAUGGUGGUGACGGAUGCCAACAGUCUCAGUACCCUGAGCUCAAUGUCCUCCAGCAAACAGGAUGCUCCUGUAAACAAGAUGAUGCAACUAGGGGGUCUCUCCUGGUGUCCGCUGCAGGCCUGGUGAGCAUAUACACCUGACUUCUUUGACACCUAGCAACAGGAGCACAUCCUCCCCAUUCCCCCUCAUCACACCCGUAUCUGUGGCAACCCCUAAUAAGUGCUAAUAGCACACUGGACAAUGAGUUAGUCAAUAAACCAGGGGCUGCGGUUGAGGGCGGGAUGGACGCUGUGAGCAGACCACAAUCAAACACUGUUGGUUAGUUUUGUUUUAUCGUAGAGUGACAAGAAGAAUGGUUGUCCUAGGUUGUAUGAUCAACAAGGGGAAGAUGCCAUUUCACACAAAAACUUUUAGUGACAGUAUUUGAUUUCCCAGCAUGGAUGGAAAUAAAAAUUCAAUGAACAUGGAUCAUCCUGCAAUUUUGAAGAACAAAUGGAUAGGAAAUAUACACAACAUGGUCAGAUAAAGCUACAGAUACAAAGACAUACUGGAAGUCCAAAAGUGCUCCAGUGGAAAGACACCCAAUGUGCUUGUCAAUGGACAGAAUGGUUGCUUUGCACAGACGGUUCCUGGAAUAGGACCACAAUAUGUGUCCAAGUAUUUCUAAACAUGCUCAAUGAAGGCAUAAUUGAACUGCUGAUACAAUGACAAUCAUAAAUGUUAACCUAGAAGCAACAGUGGGGCUUUAUAAUGUAUGACUUUGAUGAAAUUAAGUCUUCCAUGAGAUCAGCAUGCAUAGACAAUGUUCUGUACAGUUGGAUGUAAAUAGAAGCAAUUAUUUUAUUAUUAUGUCAUUAGUCUGAAGUAUGUAAAUAUUUGAUAGUCCAUGUGGCGUGCUGUUUUAUUUGUCUUGCUGAACAUGUAAACUGCAAUUCAGGACAAUCUAUGGAACAGGAAGGAAGUGUUAGACUAUAUGCAGUGUGUUAGAGAACACAGUUUGGAUGUGUGGCGGGGCCUGUGAAGUGGUAUUUCAACUUUGCUAAAAGUAAGAUAGAAAGAUAAAUGUUAAAGCACAGUCAACAAAACAUGAUAAAAAGGACUUCAAUGGACAUACUGAUCUUUCAACUUUGAAUAUCGGCAUUAGUGUUGUCAUUCAGAUAGAUAAGAAUCGAUUAUCUGUGCCAGCGUUCACAUGGAAUUCCAUGGCAUGACAAACCCUCAUCCAAGUAAUACUGGAUUAGUGCUGAGAGACGGUCAAUCAGAGAAAGAGAUAACUCUGUCUACUCGGACAUGAAUCAUGGUGUUCCUUCCUAAUCUAAAUACUGACCCACAAUCAAGCGGUUAUUGUCACUGGUAAAGGAAUACAUGGUAAAAUGGAAAAGAGUCUUCUGCUGAAUUGGUCCAUUGUGAUCAGUAGUAAUUUCAUUAAAGUUGGGAAAGAAGUUGUGUCAGCCAGGUGGCCAUUUCAAACAGUAUUACCUUCUCACGCAACUCUGAACUACCAGGAAGCAUUGUGAAAUAGUUUUUAUUGGGAUUGUCAAUAGUUUUCUUACACAUUUACUGGCACAUUUUGAUAAAAUGAAGAAUGACAUAUUUCCCUUUCCCUUUCUGUCCUGUAUGAGAGUUUUAAUACUUUUCAAAAGGUCACUUCAAAGUUUAUUGUUUUUUUUAACAUUGUUGACUAUGUACCCACUGCCAGUUGACCUGAGGCUACAGUACUGGUGUAUUCUCCUGUUUUAUGGUGGAUUUAUACAAAAUGUGAUUCUCUCCUCGUAUUAUUUUUGUAUAAAAUGAAAUCAAUCUUUUAAAAUCAUUAUUUAUGCUUUAUGGAGAAAACAAAGUUGAUGUUGAAGUAAAUAAUUUUUCUCCAAGA